Drosophila subobscura is the source of this 1996-nucleotide messenger RNA. Its product is annotated as synaptic vesicle glycoprotein 2C. Bases 184 to 1875 code for a protein of 563 amino acids. NCBI's taxonomy places the organism in Eukaryota, Metazoa, Arthropoda, Insecta, Diptera, Drosophilidae. The record is from RefSeq and is a predicted model, not a curated record. Gene Ontology annotation, biological process: transmembrane transport. The transcript has 9 exons. Gene Ontology annotation, molecular function: transmembrane transporter activity.
GAUCAUUUAACGUGCAGCACUGCAAGUGGAAGCAACAAUUGUCGGAGCCGUGAACUGUGGAUCUUUAAGUUAUUUGUGAUAGUGCUUUUCAAUUAAAACCAACAUCGAAUUAAUUGAACAAUUGAGAACAUUCAAGUGCAAGUUAAUAAGAGUAAUAGAUAAGGAUAGAUAUACACAUUAAAGAUGUCGCAAAAAAAUAUUGAAAGUGUGGAUCCAGCUAAAAGUAAAGAACCCGAAAAUGACAACGAUUUGGAUGCUAAUUCAAACAGCACGGCGGAGGCGGAGGCGGGGGCACCCAAAGAGGAUGCACCUGCGGACUUCGACAAGGCCAUCGAUGCGGCUGGCUUUGGCAUCUUCAAUCUGCUCCUACUCUUCGUUUCGAUACCCGCGCAGAGUGCUGCCAUUUUCGAGUCGAGCUCCAUGUCAUUUAUCCUGCCGGUGGCCGAGUGCGAUCUGCGUUUGACGCUCGAGGACAAGGGUGUCCUGAAUGCGGUGGCCUAUGCGGGCAUGACCAUAUCGGCCAUUGCCUGGGGCUAUCUGGCCGACACCAAGGGGCGCAAAAAGAUCCUCUACUGGGGCUACCUGAUCGAUGCCGUUUGUGUCUUUGGCAGCGCCCUCAGUCAAAACUUUAUAAUGCUGGUCGUGUUCAAGUUUCUCGGUGGAUUGGUUGUUAAUGGUCCUGCAGCUGUGCUGUUUACAUACCUGACGGAGAUGCAUGGACCGAAGCACAGAUCCUCGGUGCUCAUGAUUGUGGGCAUGGUGACAUCCACGGCCACAAUUUCGCUGCCUCUCCUGGCCUGGGGCAUCUUUCCCAGGGAUUGGGACUUUGAAGUUGUGGGUCUAACGAUUCACAGCUGGCAAAUCUAUUUGUUUGUCUUGGGUAUCCCCAGUCUGGUGAGCGGUUUGAUUUUCUGCGCCAUGCCCGAGAGUCCACGUUUUCUCAUGGCCCAGGGCCGCACGGAGGAGGCUCUGCAGGCCUUCCAGCACAUCUACCAUGUGAAUACGCGCAAACCCAAGGAUACCUAUCCAAUCAAGCAGCUCGUGCAGGAGGUGCCCAAUCGCAAGGCCAACCGGGACGAGGUCAUCUACACGAUUGAGGAGAAAACGGGCGAAAAAGUGCCGCAGAAGCCGCAGUCGCGCACGCUGAUGGAGAGCCUGCGCUCGGGUUUGGCUCAGAUGAAGCCACUGGCGCACAAGCCCCUGCUGCGCCUCUCCCUCCUGCUGUACAUCAUGCAAUUUGGCAUCUUCUUGGGCAUGAACACCAUCCGUUUGUGGCUGCCACAGCUGUUUGCCUCCAUGGCGCAGUACGAGGCUGAGUUUGAUGGCGCCACCGCCAGCCUGUGCACUGUGCUCGAAUUUAGCGUCAAUAAAACAGCUGAGACUGCCUUAGAUUAUGCCAAUGCGUGUUCGGAGCCGAAGGAGAUUUCCAUGGAUAUGUACAUAAACAACAUCAUCGUCUCGGCCUGUGGCUUUGUGGGCUACUUCUUUGCGGGUGGCAUUAUGAAGGCAUUGGGGCCCAAGCGUUUGAUGACCUAUGGUUUGUAUAUUUCGGGAACCUUUGGCCUGCUGCUGUACUUCUCCGUCAGCAGUUUGAUGACUCUCACAGUCUCUGCCUUAUUUCUGACCAUCACGGGCAUUGCAGUCUCCUCUCUUUUGGGUGCUGUCGUGGCUCUGUUCCCCACACAGCUAAGAACUGUCGUCGUUGCCAUUGCCAUGAUGUGUGGACGCUUUGGCGCCUUGUCGGGUAAUCUACUCUUUCCUGUCUUCGUUCAGAUCGGUUGUUUGCCUCCAUUCAUAAUGGUAUCAUCCGUGCUGCUGUUGGCUGGCACACUCUCCAUAUUUGUGCCCAACCCAGCAAAGGCAACCUUUUCUUAAGGCACUUCGCUUGAAGUUUCUCCCCCAUAAAACGGAGCAACUUCCACUGAACUGUAGUUUUAGUUUAUGUAAAAUCUUAGGAAAAUUUAGUUGUACGAUCUAGCAAUUAUUGGGGGCUAAA